AUGGCUCUGUCACAGAUGAGGCCAUUAAUCUUGCGGCCACUACCCCGCAGACGCACGGUAACCACCCUCUCAGGCCCCCAUAAGCUGGCUAUCAUCGACGACUACCUCAACACCUCAGCCCCGCACUUCGCGCAUAUACCCCCCGCCAGCCUGCAGAUAAGCACAUUCAAGGACACAAUCGUGCCACACAACGACGCCGAGACCGCCCGCCUGGUCGAGCGCCUCCAGCCUUACACCCUCAUCUCGAGCGUGCGCGAGCGCACCGCCUUCCCGGGCUCGUUGCUCCGCAGGCUGCCCAACCUAAAGGUCCUUCUCGCGACGGGGACGCAGUUCGAGGCGUUCGACCUCGCCGCCGCGCGCCAGCUCGGCAUCGCCGUCGUCGCGGCCCCGGGGCGCGGCCGCACCGACGUCCGCGGCGAGCAGCGCCCGGACAUCCGCAAGGGUGGCGCGCACCCGACCACCCAGCACGCGUGGGCGCUCCUGCUGGCGCUGGCGCGCAAUGUCGCCGUCGAUGACGCCGCGAUCAAAGCUUCUGGGGCCGAUGCCGGGCUGUCAGGCGGUGCGGGGCUGGCGUGGCAGAGUGGCCUGGCGACAGGCUUGACCGGCCUGACCCUCGGCCUCGUUGGGCUGGGCCGGCUGGGCGCGGCGGUGGCGCGCAUCGGGCACCUCGCGUGGGGCAUGCGCGUCGUGUGCUGGAGCGAGAACCUCACGCAGGACAAGGCCGAUAGAAUGGCUGUCCAGGUCGGGCUUUCUCCCGAUGAGGGGCCCGGUGGCACAAAGACGUUCCUGGCGAUGGACAAGGCGGGGCUAUUCGGCAGCGCGGACGCCGUGAGCCUCCACUACGUCCUGAGCGAGCGGUCCCGCGGAAUCGUUGGUGCCCGGGAACUCGGGCUGAUGAAGCCAUCGGCAUUGCUUGUCAACACGUCGCGCGGCCCGUUGAUUGACCAGGCUGCGCUUGUGGACGCAUUGGAGAAGGGCAGGAUUCGUGGUGCGGCGAUGGAUGUCUUUGAUGUGGAGCCGCUGCCGCGCGACAGUCCCUGGAGGAGGGCUGGUUACUGGGGCAGGGACGGGCGUUCACAGGUCUUGACGACGCCACAUAUGGGCUAUGUCAACGAGGACCUGAUGAACGCGUGGUAUGCUGAGACUGCUGAGAAUGUAGAGCGAUGGCUUGAUGGGCGUGAGCUUCUUCAUAGCAUUGCUUGA
Diaporthe amygdali is the source of this 1203-nucleotide messenger RNA. RefSeq lists its product as uncharacterized. Gene Ontology annotation, molecular function: oxidoreductase activity, acting on the CH-OH group of donors, NAD or NADP as acceptor; NAD binding. The coding region runs from base 1 to 1203 and encodes 400 amino acids. Lineage: Eukaryota; Fungi; Ascomycota; Sordariomycetes; Diaporthales; Diaporthaceae. The record is from RefSeq and is a predicted model, not a curated record. The transcript has a single exon.